AGCGUUCUCAGUGACCACUAGGUCCAUGCUCGAACUCAAUGGCACCUAUACGUGACAAGUUCACUAUCCACUCGAAAGCAACCGUUUGUCAGGAUGUGGACCUCAAAGGAGACAUAACAAUCGGACCUGGUACCAUCGUUCAUCCCAAAGCGACCAUAUUCGCUAUUGCGGGACCCAUUGUAAUCGGCGCAGGAUGUAUCGUUGAAGAGGCCGCUAUCAUUGUCAACAGGCGGAAGGAGGUCAUGAGGAUAGGCGAUAAUAACCUGUUCGAAAUUGGCUGUCGUGUUGAGUGUCCCUCCGUAGGAAACAACAACACCUUCUCUACGCGCUCUCGCAUCCAUCACACCGUCCGCGUCUCCAACUUCUGCUUCAUCGGAGCGGCUUGUCUCGUCGUGCCAACGGAAGACGAAACCCUCGACGAGUAUACUUCGAUAUACGGCCCGGCUGCUGACAGGAGGGUCUGGAGCGGGAAUGGAAAGGUACAAGAGGCGGAUCUUCGACACAAACACACCGAGUAUCUUCGUGAGAUGCUCCCAAGGUUCAACAGGCUCAGGAGAGGCGAUGGGACGUGAAGGGCUCUUGGUGGAACAGGGAGAGUGCUAGUGUAUAGACUGUUUAAGUACGUACCACUAAUCUUCCUUCUUUCGUUGCAGUUGGUGCAGUAGAAGCAGUGGUCGUGAGGAACACGCGUCCGUUAGUGCAUGAAUGCGCGUUGCUGGCUGCCCUGCGCAGGGAUUGAUGCCAUACUAUGUCAAC
Molecule: messenger RNA, 756 nt
Organism: Coniophora puteana RWD-64-598 SS2
Lineage: Eukaryota; Fungi; Basidiomycota; Agaricomycetes; Boletales; Coniophoraceae
Exons: 3
Coding region: 39-572 (177 amino acids)
Biological process (GO): mitotic spindle organization
Cellular component (GO): dynactin complex
Molecular function (GO): dynein complex binding
Source: RefSeq, a predicted model, not a curated record